AACUAGAAACCUGAUUCUUUCGCAUAAUAAUUUUAUUUUAAUUACUACAAGUUUUUAUAGUGCUUUAAAAUGUGUUCCUUAAUCCAUAUGUCGUUGCAGCGCUGCUUUUACGACAGAGUCGAGUUAAAUGAGUGAUGUUACGACCAAGCCCCGAACGCUGCGUCGCGUCCGAUCCAUAUACCAAGUUCACUACGGACUACCCAAGAUCGAACGAGAAACAGCCAGGCCUUUAGUCAUGCCGUUCGACUCACUGGAGAUACAGGCCUAUGAGAAACAAGUCGCCGGGCAUAGAGAGAGCUCGGAUACAAGGUUUCUAGGCCUCCUCCAAUGCAACAACGGGACCAUCCUGAAACCCAUCAUCAAAGAAUGCCAACGACGAGAGAUAGACUUCUACCAGCGACUAUCCACAACGAAAGACCUGGAUUUAAUAGAGCUGGGUACUUUGGUACCCAAGUAUUAUGGGUGCCGGCGGUUCACGUACAACAGUCAUGAACAGGAGUAUAUUAUAUUGGAAGAUGUGGUGCAGAGGAUGCUUGAACCUUGUAUUAUGGAUGUUAAAAUUGGCAGAAGAACCUGGGACCGCCUGGCCACAGAAGAGAAAAUCCAAAAGGAACAAAACAAAUACAAGCGGUGCAAAGGAGAAUACGGGUUCUGUAUACCCGGGUUCCAAGUAUACCGGCUGUCUACUGGAAAACUGCUGAAAUACAACAAGGACUAUGGGAAGCGAUUACAUGGACAGGCAGUUAAAGAUGCUAUCCGUAACUUUUUAAAUGGCGUCGGCACCAACCUCUGCCGCGCGCUGAUCCUCCAGUUCCUCACAACAUUAUGGAAGAUACAGAAAUGGGCCUCAAGACAGACCUCAGUCAAGAUAUAUUCAUGUUCGUUGCUGCUCGCCUAUGAUGCAGCUAAGUUGAGGGACUGCUGCGGAGAGGGAGAUGUCCUCACGCGCCGACCGAAAUGCCGCUCCGAGUCCGUGGGUCGCCGCAAAUCCAUACACUCCAUGCACAGCGAUUCCGGCUCCAAUUUCAGUGGCCAGAUCUCUUCCAAGGGACCUGUCUAUAAAAAGGUAAACUCCGUACCUCUGACCUCAAUGCAUCUAGCGCAACGAAGCUUCUCACCCCCUCCAACCAUCACCUCCCCCUGGAGCGAAGCGCUCGAAAAGAUCAACCACAAUCAUUCCUUCGAACACAACUAUGAAGACAAAUUGUCAAAAAUCAGGAUGAACUAUAGAGCCAUCUUAGACCAACUGUCCAGUGAUUCCCCAAACCCUGCCGAAUGGGGGACGGUCAAAAUAAUAGAUUUUGCGCAUGCGUUUUUUAAUGAAGAAGAUGAAAUGGCGGUGGAUGAGAAUUUCAGGGACGGAAUAGAUAGUUUUGUAGAGAUUUUUGAGGCGUUUUUGAAGGAGACUGAUGAUCAAGUGUUUUAAGCUUUCAUAUUUUGUGGUCAAAAUCGUGGGUUCAAACCUCGUAUAGAGAAAAAAAACCGGACAAGUGCGAGUCGGACUCGCCCACCGAGGGUUUCGUACUUUUUAGUAUUUGUUGUUAUAGCGGCAACAGAAAUACAUCAUCUGUAAAAAUUUCAUCUGCCUAGCUAUCACCGUUGAUGAAAUACAGCCUGGUGACAGACAGACGGACAGAGGAGUCUUAGUAAUAGGGUCCCGUUUUUGCCCUUUGGGUACGGAACCCUAAAAAUCGAAAACUUGCAAAAAGACGACUAAAAAUUCGAUCAAGAUCCUUAUCAUACAAGACCUCUUUGACCACAAUUACGACAACUAUAAAAGUUCAGAAUGAACUAUAGAUAGAACCAUCUUAGAUCAACUGUCCAGUGAUUCUCUAAACCUACUCAAUGAAAGGUCAAAAUGGACUGUCCUAAAGGAUUUUCAGCAUAUUUUAAACCUUUUCGACGCCGUGUCAAACACAAAAGCUGACUCGGACCACAUCACCGAAGUGU
Molecule: messenger RNA, 1950 nt
Organism: Cydia strobilella
Lineage: Eukaryota; Metazoa; Arthropoda; Insecta; Lepidoptera; Tortricidae
Gene: Ipk2
Product: inositol polyphosphate multikinase
Exons: 7
Coding region: 128-1426 (432 amino acids)
Biological process (GO): inositol phosphate biosynthetic process
Cellular component (GO): cytoplasm; nucleus
Molecular function (GO): inositol-1,4,5-trisphosphate 3-kinase activity; inositol tetrakisphosphate kinase activity
Source: RefSeq, a predicted model, not a curated record